AUGCGAAAGGUGUGAGUUGGCUGCCGUGUUUUUGCUGACAAUCCGCCCGUGUUUUUCUCCGCGAGUGUUUUGGCUUGUUUGCCUUUGUAAAUUCGGCGCAGUGGAUGAUUAAUCGCGCGUCCGGUGAUUGAAUUAGCGCACGGGCACGAGACCAGAGACGCUCAACCAUGGCGAAGAUGGCAUUUCAGCACCAGGCGGGCACGGCGAUGGAGUGCCUCAGCAUCCCGAUCACGCUGCACAAGGAGCAGGACAUCGACGAGGAGGGACGCGAGAUCCUCAAGUGCGGCUUCAAGAUCGGCGGCGGCAUCGAUCAGGACUACAAGAAGAGCCCGCAAGGCUACACAGACAACGGCAUCUACGUGACGGAGGUGCACGAGGGCAGUCCGGCGGCCAAGGCGGGCCUCCGGAUCCACGACAAGAUCCUGCAGUGCAACGGCUACGACUUCACGAUGGUGACGCACAAGAAGGCCGUGAGCUACAUCCGGAAGAAUCCCGUGCUGAAUCUUCUGGUGGCUCGCAAGGGCGUCACUUCCACGUAAUCUUGUGCCACAAUUCUGCUCUUCUCUCGCAAAACACUUCUUGUACAUCAAAUCUGCCAAAAGCCCGAUCGUUUCUGCAGCGCGAGCAGCACACUUUUUACACACACACACACUCACACUCACUGGCCAAAAAUAGUGGCGCACAGACGAUUUUCGUGCCAUAAAUUGACAUUCGUGUUUUGGAUUUUGGAAAUUCUCUCUUCAAAAUUGACGAAUACUCAAGAAUUUUGGCUGUUUUUUUUUAGUGUGUAAAAUCAAUUUGGAAUCCAUCAGCAAAAUCUCUUCCGGCAACACGAGAGCGCCACUAUUUUUGGGCAGGCAGCGUUACACUCAUCAUUCCAAAUAUUACUACCUAUAUUGCAUUUUAUGUGAUAAGAGAUUUUUUAUGAAAAAUUGUACGAUUAUUAUUGAUUUUACAUACAAUUUUAAAUACAUGUUUUCACAUGCCAUA
Molecule: messenger RNA, 990 nt
Organism: Phlebotomus argentipes
Lineage: Eukaryota; Metazoa; Arthropoda; Insecta; Diptera; Psychodidae
Product: tax1-binding protein 3 homolog
Exons: 2
Coding region: 168-539 (123 amino acids)
Biological process (GO): neurotransmitter receptor transport postsynaptic membrane to endosome; neurotransmitter receptor transport, endosome to postsynaptic membrane
Cellular component (GO): adherens junction; postsynaptic membrane; postsynaptic density
Molecular function (GO): protein binding
Source: RefSeq, a predicted model, not a curated record